Magallana angulata is the source of this 1812-nucleotide messenger RNA. Its product is annotated as tryptophan--tRNA ligase, mitochondrial-like. Lineage: Eukaryota; Metazoa; Mollusca; Bivalvia; Ostreida; Ostreidae. Gene Ontology annotation, molecular function: ATP binding; tryptophan-tRNA ligase activity. Gene Ontology annotation, cellular component: mitochondrion; mitochondrial matrix. Bases 49 to 1143 code for a protein of 364 amino acids. The transcript is spliced from 7 exons. Gene Ontology annotation, biological process: mitochondrial tryptophanyl-tRNA aminoacylation. The record is from RefSeq and is a predicted model, not a curated record.
AAAUAUUGACAUAAACAAAGCGUUUUUAAGACACUGGUAAUUUACAUUAUGGCACUACGAAAAGUUCCUUCAGUAUUAAUCAAAAGGAGUUUGUUUUGUAGGGAAAAUGUUUGGUCCAGGAGAAUGACAACCAAACGACGCCACAGAGAGGUGAUUCCUGAGGAUGAGGUGCGAGUGUUCUCAGGUAUACAACCUACAGGUAUUCCUCACCUGGGUAACUACCUGGGCGUCAUUAAGCUGUGGGUCAAGCUCCAGGAACAGUACCAGGAUGUUAUGUACAGUGUGGUGGAUCUGCAUGCUAUAACUGUCAGACAGGACCCAAAGGAGCUCAGGGAGAAUAUCUACAAGAUGGUUGCGUGUUUACUGGCCUGUGGAAUCGACCCAGAGAAAUCAGUUCUGUUUUUACAAUCUCAGGUGAGGCAGCAUGCAGAGCUGUGUUGGAUUCUGAGCUGUAUCACAACUAACGCAAGGCUUGGGCUACUUCCCCAAUGGAAGGAGAAGUCUAACACUAAAUCCCCCAGUGUGGGUCUGUACACCUACCCCAUCCUCCAGGCAGCAGACAUCCUCCUGUACAAAUCGACCCACAUUCCGAUUGGAGAGGACCAAAGGCAGCACUUGGACCUGUGUGAAGAUCUAGCCAUCUCGUUCAAUAAUAAAUUCGGGAAAGUUUUCAGAGUACCACAAGUUUUAUUCAGCAAUACAGCCCGAAUUAAAAGUCUACGCUUUCCUGAAAACAAGAUGAGUAAAUCUGACCAGAGUUCUAAAGGACGCAUAGACUUAACAGACUCUAACGAUGACAUUGUGUCCAAAAUUAAAUCGGCAGUCACCGAUUUCACUUCCCACAUUUCUCACGACAAGGAAAAUCGACCAGGCGUAACCAAUUUGAUUGACAUUCACGCUGCUUGCACAGGGGAAACUCCCCAGGACAUCUGUGAAACUUAUUCCUCAUUAACAACAGCAGAGUAUAAGAUGCUUCUUGCUGACAUUGUGAUAAGUGAAAUUCAACCAAUCAGAGAGAGGAUUCUUUGGUUGCUUAGUGACAAGUCACAUCUUCAGAAUGUUUUAUAUCAAGGUCAAGAAGUUGCUUCAGUGAUAGCUGAGGACACACUAAAAGAUGUCAAAAAGCUGAUUGGGUUUAUAUGAUAAGGUUGUAGGUAUUAGUUUUCAAUUUUCAUUUUUUACACCAGUAUGUCAAAUAAAUUCUUCGGUUUUAUUGCAAAGCGAGUUUUAUUUGUACAGUACAGAGGUUUGCUCCAGCACUCCCACAAUGAAUUACCAUCAACAUAAUUAGCAUGAACGGCUGAUAAAAGUUUGACGAAAAAGUUUUGAUAAUUAACUAGUAAGUUAUGCAGUAUCUUGGAUUAAAAAAAAUAAGUUGGUGAUUUGUUCACAAACUCCUCUAGACUGAACACUUAAUUAUUCCUGGUUAGCUUCCUGUUAUUCUGUAGUAUAAAUCAUAUUGUAAGUUGGGGGAGGGGAAAUUUUUAUUCUCUCUGUGUCCUUUAAUCCGUGUGGCUAUGAACACUUCUUUUUAGGCAUGCACUUUAAGGAAUUGAUUUUUACCUGUAUGUAGAUGUAGAUCAAACUUAAAUUUAAAAGAACAUUUUUAAAAGUACAUUAGGCUAAUAUGAUCAGGUGUAAAUAAUACAUAACAUGUAUUAUUUAAUUCAUUUACCUGUUUCUAAAAGUUCUGAAACCGCUUGUACAAUUUUUUUUUUGGUCAUGAACCUCGUAACCCCUUUUCAUGGAAUUUAUGCAGGUUAACCAAAUGAAAACAACUUCAAACCAUUGAUGUGUUUUGUGUGACGCUUU